Messenger RNA from Sorghum bicolor (sorghum), 5610 nucleotides. Its product is annotated as protein WEAK CHLOROPLAST MOVEMENT UNDER BLUE LIGHT 1. The transcript has 3 exons. The record is from RefSeq and is a predicted model, not a curated record. The coding region runs from base 2549 to 5371 and encodes 940 amino acids. NCBI's taxonomy places the organism in Eukaryota, Viridiplantae, Streptophyta, Magnoliopsida, Poales, Poaceae.
UUUGAAAUGUUAGAUCAUGAGAAGUGUCUGUCCCUGGAUUUCCAUUGAACUUAAUUUGGGACCUUGUACAUGAUCCACAUAAAUUGUUGCUGGCUUAAAAUUAAAAUUGAUUGCAUAGCUCUUACUCUGUACUGUAUUUAUAGGCCUUUUGGGGGUGAAGGCACUUAGCAUUCCUUCCUCUCUGGUUUGUUUUAGAUUGUUCAUUUGAGCACUACUGGGGUGAUUGGAUGAAGGUUUGUACAACCUGAUUUAGAGCUGCUGCUCAUUAACAUGUUUUUUUUAACAUAACACGAUCGGGUUAUUAGUUUGUGGAAUAGAUGUGUGCGAAUGGAGAUUACAGAUUGAGAUCACCCAUUUGAAACAACCAUUUAUCCGUGCCUCAGAUUAUGGUGGUUAUUAUACUAUUAUGUCUUGGCCAUUUUGAUCAUCUUAAUUUGCAAUGAGACUGGUACAUUUUGCUCACAUGUCUUAGCACUUGACCUUUUAUUUUGAGUUAACAUCAGUGGUCUGAGCUUGCCAUGCAGAAGUUAUUCUCAAGUCAUCAAGUUACAUUAGUUCAGGCUUAUCAGAUAUACUGUUUGCCGUGUAUCCAUCUCAAAUCAACUUUUACAUCAUGAAAUGUUAGUGUGGUACCCACAAUAAGGGAUGGACGUAUGGUACCUCUCUGAGCCUUUGGUGAGAUCUCUUAUCUCUGAUACCCUGGGUAUGCCAGCAGUUAAGCUAGGGAGGAAUAAAAUUAUCUUUUCAAAAACUAUUGUUAGUACUGCAACACGGACAUGCGUGUUUGAAUUAGCUAAGAUUGUUAUGCAUCAAACCAUUUUUCUUAUUUUCAACAAUUAGUUUCAAGCUUGCAGCCUGUUGGUUUCAUAGGGGUUCCAGAAGCUAGUGCCUGCAUUUUUGGAGUUUCCUAACAUGUCAUUAUACACUCCAUAGAAUGUCUUUGCUACGCGAAAGAGAAUUCUAUUCUCAUACUUCUGUUCUUAUAGAAUAAAAUAUUUAUUGGUACUUUCAAAUAGGCCCAGGUAUAAGUGUAACAAAUGCUUAAUUAUCAGAACACAAUAGAAUCUUCAGUUUUUAGCCACAGGCAUUGCAAAUCGUGGUCUACUGUUUUUUAAUAAUGUUUUUGAAAAUACCUUGAGAAUAAAUAGUGUGCUGGGUUAAGUUAAUCCCUACUCCCCAUCCAGUCGAUAGCUGAUAUCUUGAUAUUUUAUUGCGCCCUCUGAACUUCAAGAUGCCUUGCAGAUUGUGCUGAUUGUCUGGACUUGUUAUUUAAUGUUUUGUUCAUCUCAUCAUCCAUUAUAGUUGAUGUAGACUGAGACUUGUCUUUUUGGGGUUCUUGAUCUCCUAGAUGUAUAAGAGGAUCGUUUUGUUCUGCUCAUCUGCAACCAUUGGAACAACUAAUUGUCAUUGUUUCAUCAAAUCCAAAUCCCUUUUGAAAAAAAAAACUGAGAUUCUACACAUAGAUAAAAUGUUGUAUUUAAUUGUAAUUUCUUAACAAGUGCUCGCCACUAUCUUUCCCUCCUAUAUAUACUGUUAACCUGUGUAUUAUCAAUUUGAAUAUUACAUCUCCAACUGCACCUUUGCAAAAAACAAAUGUUAUGAUAAUUCUCUCUCAAGGCUCAUAAGGUAUAGGCUUAUUUUUAGAAUACAAUUAUUAUUGUUAUUAUCUUUGCUUAUAUAUUACAAAAUCUACGACAUCAAGUAAUUUUUAUUUUGCAACACAUCUUAACGAGUUAUUCAUUCAGAGUAUGCAUAAUUCAUAUCAGAUCAUCAGAUUUAAUGGAAGAUAAAUUUUGCGAUACGAUUUUGACCUUCUGCUCCUUUAGCAACGCUACAGGCAAGAGAAACCUUCUCAUAACCUAUGUUCUAAACUUCUGUUUUUUUUUUAAAAAAAAAUCAAAUGCAUAUUCUGAAACGCUUUCCUUUUCCUUGAAUGUUUAGAUGUACAUGUAUCCCUGAAUCUCCUAUGUUAUGAUAAUGUAAUAAAACUUUACAUUGUACUGAAGACUUAAGUUAUACAAAUUACUACUGCUCUAAGAAUUGCAGCAGCUAGAAGAGUAUCGGUUCAAGAAACAGCAGCACAAUGGAAGAAUCAUGUAUGCAGAUUUCCAAGGCCUCCAGUUUCCUCUAUCCCCAUAUUGACGCCAUGACCAUCCUCUGUAACAUUUGUAUAUCCUGGGCUGGUCCUCCAGCUGUCUCUGCUUCAUGGUAGCACACAAUUUCCUUAAGCCAUCCAGCUCGUGCCAUGGCACCAACAUAAAUAACCAAGUAUAAAGAAUAAAGUACAGAAAAAAUCAAAAUAAUAUUAGAUUACUAGAUUAGGGAAUGAGUCCAAGUCUUCUCCUGUUAUUAUUAUAUUUGUAUUCCCCCUCCCAAAUUGCUGAUCACCGCUUCAAAUCUCUACCCUGCCUCUUCUCCUGAAACAGCAUGCAUACAUUGCCAAAAUCCCCUGUUCUAGCUCUAAUAUUCUCCUGGGAUAAAAGCAUACACAUUCAAGUGUCUUGAUAGUUCAGUUAGUAACAAGUUUGUUGAGCUGCGGCUUGAAAGGAUGGCAGACAAGAAGAUCGAAGGGGCUGAUUCAUCUCACAUUGUCUCUUCAACAAAAUCUUUGCAAAGUUCAGUAGGGCCUAAUCUAAUUGAAGGUACUGAUGAAGACGAUAGUAAUAACCUUCAGAAGACAGUAAGUGACAAUUUUGUGGCAUCACUGCAGCAAGAACAUCCUCUGGGCCUUGUAUUGGAGAACAAAAGCAAUUUGCAAGAAAUUUCAGUUGAGCAGAAGAUUCCUACCGGUGUUUCCGACCUUUCACCAAAAGUGGACAGCAGUGAAUUGCCAUGCUCCAUUGAAGUUCAUGAUGGUAUUCCAUCUUCUAGCAAAGCUAAUGAACCUAUGGAAGCCCAAGAUGAUUCAAACACAGCCAUUUGCAUGUUUGAGGCAUCAAAGCAGCAAGAAUGUCCUAUAAGCCUCAUAUUGACUGACAAGAAAGGCAAUUUGCAAGAAGUGUCAGUUGAACAAAAUGUUCCUUGUGGUGAUUAUGUUGCCCUUUCACCAAAAGCAGACGGUGGUGAAUUGACAUCAACCAAUGAAGUUCCUGAAGGCUUUCUAACUUCCUCUAGCAGAGCUUAUGAAUCGAGGGAAGCCCAAGAUGACUCUAUCACAAUGGAUGCUUCAGAAGUAAAUGUCUGUGCAGCUUCAUACUCCACGCUUAGGUUAAUUGAAGGGGUCCAGGAUGAGGCUUCUUGUAUUGAUUUUGGUAAAGUUACUUGUGAAACACCACCUGCCAUCCUGGAAAGGGUGAAAGAAGAUAAGCCACUGGUCGUCCACAGAUUUCAUAAGCGCCAAAUGAGCCUAGGAGAUACACAGCAAAAGGUGCAUGCACCUGUGAGCAGAUCAAACACCAGCAAGCACUUAAGAAUGGAUAAAACCAUUGUUGAUACUACGUCUCCUAUUGAAUCAGUAAAGGUUGCUGCAUCAAAGUUUGGUGGCAGCAUCAACUGGAAAACUCACAGGACACAGACAGAACUGCAGGAGAGUGACCAUAUUGAGCUUGAUAAGCUGAAGAACGAAAUUUCAGAAUGUAAACAUCAAGCAGAAGUUGCAGAGGCUUCAAAGUUAUCAGUAUUAAAUGAGCUUGAGAGAACAAAGAAGCUUGUCAACGAGAUGAAACAUGUCCUAGAGAGGGAACAAGCUGAAGAGGUGGAUGUCAUGGAGGACUUGGAGUUAGUUCAAUUUAUUUUACAAGCGAUGGAGGGGGUUGCCUGUAAUGAUAGUGCUGUGGUUGGAGAGAAGUUGAAUAAUAUUCAAGAACGACACAAACCAUUGAUUGCCAAAGUUAUGUCAGUGAAAGAUGAGUUGAGAAAAGUGCAGAAGGAUUAUGAUUCUUUGUUGAUCGAAACAGAUAUUUCCAUUAACAAAGCUCAGACAGCCUUUACAAUGUCCAAAGAUGCAGAGAAAGAAGUAGAGGAGCUCACCAUAGAGCUCCAAAGACUAAAGGAAGUGUUUGAUUUGGCUAAUGCCACAUGCCAGGAUGCUGAAGAACGCAAGAAGAACACGUUGAUGGCACGUGAUGAGGAUUGCCUUUCGUGGGAAAAGGAUCUCAGGCAAUCCGACAAAGAGCUGAAUCAGAUCAGCUUGGACCUUUGUUCUUUUCAAGAACUGCAAUCAAAGUAUGAUACGUCAGCCAUCAUGUUGCUCAGUCUCAAGAAUGAGCUAGCUGCUUGUUUGGGGGCAAAACCAAUCGGGGAAGCACAAGAACAAGAAAGUGGAACUCAUAAACCCAUGCAAGAAGAAGUCAUCAUUAUGUUAAAGAAUGAUCUCGAGGAGCACAGGAAAAGCAUAGCAAAGGUGACAGAUGAGUUAUGUGUUCUGAAAGCUACAGCUGAAUUGCUCAAAUCACAAUUGAACGAAGAGAAAGCAGCACUUGCUGCCACUCAACAGGUGGAAGCGAUGGCAUCCACAACCAUCCAAUCUCUCAAGAUGGACAUCAAGCUGUCACAGCAGGAACUUGAAGCAGUCCAUGUCAAGUCAAAGGAGUGCCGAGAUAGAAUGGACAAGGUUCUGCAAGAUGCAUCCCAGGAAGUUGACGAGGCUAAGAUCAUUGCUACCAAGGCUCGGGAGGAGCUAAGAAAGACCAAGGAAGAAGUGGAGCAAGCAAAGGCUGCUCUGAGCACCAUGGAAUUCAAGCUUGAAGCAGUUCUAAGGGACAUACAGGCGGCAAAAGAGUCUGAAAGGCUGGCGCUCAACACUCUGAGAACACUUGAGGACAGCAAGGUUUCUGUAAACGUCAAACAAGGCUCUUCUCAGAUGAUCACACUUGACUUGGAUGACUACACGUCUCUGAUUAAGAAGUCCCGUCAGGCAGAAGAGCCCGUGCACGAGAAGACAGCUGCUGCCAUCGCACAGGUUGAGGUGGCAAAGGAGUCCGAAUCGCGCACCUUAUCAAGACUGGACGAAAUCUUCAAGGCCUUGGAAGAGCAGAUGCAGGCACUGGCCGCCGCCGCCGAGCAAGCAGGCAGGGCGACCGAAGGCAAGGUGGCCAUGGAGCAGGAGCUGAGGAAAUGGAGAGAGGAGAACGGGAAGCGCCGCCACAAGGCCAGUGAAGCUCCAAAACCUGAAGCCAGAGCUUCAUCAAGCGCUGCAGUUGCAGAGAUCGUGGGUGGAGAGACGACGUGCACGGGCAAAGAAGACAGCUGCCCCGCCGCGUCUGUUCAUCCGGUGUGGGACGCGUCCAGGAGGAGCAGCCCCAACGAUGUGGCCCUGCAAGCGAAGACGAAGAAGGCGAAGAAGCUGGCGUUCUUCCCUCGCGUCAACAUGUUCCUGGGCUGCUGGUCAGGACGAGCCUCAGAGCUGCGAAGCUUGUCAUUCAGAAUGUGAUUUCCCUUUCCUUUUUUUUCUUCUGUGUGUAAUAAUUUGCACUGGUUUACUCGAUGGCACGUUGUUGUUUGUGCUGCAUGUAUGUGUUAAAGUUGUGAGAUUGCUUUGCUGUCUAUUCAGUUUGCUGGACAAGACAGGAUUAUGGCUCUGUAACACAACUGGAUCUUUUUUCUUUAUGCUCCUGUCCUGGUUUUGUGAACUGGAAUCCAUUUCAUUUUGUUGGCCUGAUGUUGCCAAGA